This is a messenger RNA of Microthlaspi erraticum, 1212 nucleotides long. The record is from the annotation of a GenBank genome assembly. NCBI's taxonomy places the organism in Eukaryota, Viridiplantae, Streptophyta, Magnoliopsida, Brassicales, Brassicaceae.
AUGGACGUCAACAACGCUUUUCUUCAUGGCGAUCUUGAAGAAGAAGUGUACAUGAAGCUUCCGCCUGGUUUUCGUCACUCUCAUCUUGGAAAGGUUUGCCGUUUGCGUAAGUCUCUGUAUGGGCUCAAACAGGCUCCACGUUGUUGGUUUAAGAAGCUCUCUGACGCUUUGCUUCGUUUUGGCUUUGAGCAGUCUUACGAUGACUAUUCUCUGUUUUCGUAUUCUUGCAAGAACAUUGAGCUUCGGAUGUUGGUUUAUGUUGAUGAUCUCAUUAUCUGUGGUAAUGAUGGUUAUAUGCUCCAAAAAUUCAAGGAUUAUUUGAGUAAGUGCUUCUCCAUGAAGGAUUUGGGGAAACUGAAAUAUUUUUUGGGAAUCGAGGUCAGUCGAGGACCGGAUGGGAUCUUUCUCUCACAACGCAAAUACGUUUUGGACAUUGUCGCUGAAACCGGUAACCUUGGAUCCAGGCCGGCUGAGACUCCUCUUGAGCAACAUCAACAGCUUUCUACUGUCGUGAGUCCUCUGUUAGAUGAUCCUAAGAAGUAUCGACGGUUAAUGGGGCGUCUCAUUUACCUUCUUAACACUCGUCCUGAGCUUAGUUACUCCGUGCAUUUGUUGUCACAGUUUAUGAAGGAGCCGACAGAAGCUCAUUGGCAAGCUGCUUUACGUGUGGUUCGCUAUUUAAAAGGAUCUCCUGGUCAGGGAAUUUUUCUCUCCUCAGACCCGGAUCUCUCGCUUACAGUGUACUGUGACGCCGACUACAAUUCAUGUCCCCUCACACGUCGUUCUUUGAGUGCGUUUGUAGUUUUGCUUGGUGGCUCUCAUGUUGCUUGGAAAACAAAGAAACAGGGCACCAUGUCUUUCUCUUCCGCUGAAGCAGAGUAUCGUGCCAUGGCCUAUACUCUCCGCAAAAUAAAAUGGUUUCGACGGGUUUUACAAGGCCUCGGCAUUGAUCAGUCUAAACCAACACGUCUGUUCUGUGAUAAUAAAGCUGCCAUUCAUAUAGCUUCGAAUCCAGUCUUCCAUGAGCGUACCAAGCAUAUUGAGUCCGAUUGUCAUGAUGUUCGUGAUGCAGUUCAGGAAGGUGUCAUUGUCACAGAUCAUGUUAGAACGGGGGAGCAGUUUGCAGACAUUCUCACAAAGGCGUUAGGUCGUGCACCAUUUCAGUACUUGUUGUCCAAGUUGGGCGUUCAAAAUCUCCACGCUCCAACUUGA